UGAUAGUUUGUCCUUUCAGAUUGACAUUAAAAUCAGAAUAUGCUUGCUCUGUCAAUGGAAGACAUUCUUCUCUUAGUAAGCAAAUACUAUGAUAUUAUUUUGGCUUCAAUACUUGUCAUAAGUGUUACUGCAAUUUAUUUAAUACCAAAGGUAUCAACAAGAGCUAAAGAUUCAAAAAGUUGUGUACCAGGGAAUCUGGGAAUACCUUUUGUGGGCGAGACAUUUGCACUUCUAUCAGCAACUAACAGUGUCAAAGGUUGCUAUGACUUUGUUAGACUCCGGCGCGAGCGGCAUGGAAGAUGGUUCAAAACCAGGAUCUUCGGAAAGAUACAUGUGUUUGUUCCAAGUGUUGAGGGUGCAAAAACAAUUUUUACCAAUGAUUUUGCUCUUUUCAACAAGGGCUACGUGAAGUCGAUGGCAGAUGCUGUGGGAAAGAAAAGUUUGUUAUGUGUUCCUCAAGAAAGUCACAAAAGGAUUAGGCGUCUCCUGUCUGAUCCUUUCUCUAUGAAUUCAUUGUCAAAGUUUGUCGAGAGAUUUGAUAACAUGCUAUGUGAAAGAUUGAAGAAAGUACAAAUGGAAGAGAAGAGCUUCACUGUGCUUGACUUCAACAUGAAGGUAACCUUUGAUGCAAUGUGCGAUAUGCUAAUGAGCAUCAAAGAUGCGUCCUUGCUAGAACAAAUUGAAAGAGAUUGUACUGUUGUUUCUGAUGCCAUGUUGUCCUUUCCAGUCAUGAUUCCAGGAACUAGAUAUUAUAAAGGCAUCAAGGCACGUAGGAGGCUAAUGGAGACCUUUAAGAAAAUGAUAACAGCUCGGCGCAGUGGGAAGGACUAUCAUGAAGACUUCCUGCAGUCCAUGUUGGAAAAGGAUUCAUGUCCAGCCGACCAAAAGCUUGAUGAUGAAGAGAUCAUGGAUAAUUUGUUAACAAUGAUAAUUGCAGGGCAAACAACAACUGCAGCUGCAAUGAUGUGGAGUGUCAAGUUUUUAGAUGAGCACAGAGAAGCCCAAAACAGGCUCAGAGAAGAACAACUUUCAGUACUCAGAAGCAAGCCUAAUGGGGCCUUACUUGCCUUGGAUGAUCUCAAUAGCAUGUCCUAUGCAUCAAAGGUUGUGAAAGAGACACUGAGGAUGUCGAAUGUCCUGCUAUGGUUCCCUCGAGUUGCACUUAACGACUGCAGUAUUGAAGGUUUUGAAAUAAAGAAAGGGUGGCAUGCCAACAUAGACGCUACAUGCAUACACUAUGAUCCAACAAUAUACAAACACCCUAUGCGGUUCAACCCUUCAAGAUUUGAUGAAAUGCAAAAGCCAUAUAGCUAUAUUCCUUUUGGAUCAGGACCACGAACUUGCUUGGGAAUUAACAUGGCAAAAGUGACCAUGUUGGUAUUUUUGUACAGAUUGACAAGUGGAUACAAGUGGACAGUUGACGAUCUAGAUUGCAGCCUGGAAAGAAAAGCCCAUAUCCCCAGAUUAAGAAGUGGGUGUCCAAUAACUUUGACAGCCUUGCAUGAUGAACAGCAAACUUCUCCAAAUGGGCCCAUUAAGAAGAUGCAUAAGAAGUUCCUAAUGUAGCUACAAAAUUUUAUGGAGGCAUAGUAACUGCUAGGAUAAUAUCAUCCACCUCUUUCCUGCUCUUGCCAAUUGAUAAUUCAUAUGUAUGAAUAAUUUACAAAAUCUUCUUCUUUUA
Messenger RNA from Capsicum annuum, 1681 nucleotides. Its product is annotated as abscisic acid 8'-hydroxylase 1. Gene Ontology annotation, molecular function: oxidoreductase activity, acting on paired donors, with incorporation or reduction of molecular oxygen; iron ion binding; heme binding. The coding region runs from base 40 to 1566 and encodes 508 amino acids. The record is from RefSeq and is a predicted model, not a curated record. NCBI's taxonomy places the organism in Eukaryota, Viridiplantae, Streptophyta, Magnoliopsida, Solanales, Solanaceae. Gene Ontology annotation, biological process: brassinosteroid homeostasis; brassinosteroid biosynthetic process; sterol metabolic process. The transcript is spliced from 9 exons.